This is a messenger RNA of Morus notabilis, 534 nucleotides long. RefSeq names its product LOB domain-containing protein 23. Bases 1 to 534 code for a protein of 177 amino acids. The record is from RefSeq and is a predicted model, not a curated record. The transcript has 2 exons. Lineage: Eukaryota; Viridiplantae; Streptophyta; Magnoliopsida; Rosales; Moraceae.
AUGAGCCCCAGACGUUGUGCUGCUUGCAAGUAUUUGAGAAGGAAGUGCCCUCCAGAUUGCACUUUAUCUCCCUAUUUUCCUCCUAAUGAUCCUCAAAGAUUUGCUUGCGUCCAUAGAAUCUAUGGUGCUAGUAAUGUCGUCAAAAUGCUUCAGCAACUAGAUAGUCAUGAUCUCCGUGCUCGAGCGGCAGACUCUUUGUUUUUUGAGGCACAACGUAGGAUUGAGGAUCCUGUCUAUGGUUGUGUUGGGAUUAUUACACAAUUACAUCAUCAAAUACACGAAGCUGAAACUGAGCUGGCAAAAACACGUGCCGAGCUUGCCCUAAGGAGUUCCGGUACUGCUCUCACAAGCCAUGUACAAGAUCAAACCUAUCAUCUUCAUCAUCAUGAUCAUCAUUAUCAUAAUCGUGAUCAUCAUGAUCAGCUGCUUGAGAUUAUGGAAUCCGACCUCAACAAUCUCUUGCAGGGGCAGAGUAGUAUUCAUGAGCAAUCUCGCUUUGGCCCCACCACUAAAGCUCCUAAUUGGCUGGUUUAG